Messenger RNA from Glycine soja, 976 nucleotides. RefSeq lists its product as uncharacterized. The coding region runs from base 17 to 976 and encodes 319 amino acids. The transcript is spliced from 3 exons. Lineage: Eukaryota; Viridiplantae; Streptophyta; Magnoliopsida; Fabales; Fabaceae. The record is from RefSeq and is a predicted model, not a curated record.
GCAAUUGUUCGCCCCAAUGAUUCAGCAGUGGAAUAAUCGGCAUGCAUUUAGGGUCGACGCUUAUCCCCGACAAGAAGGCCUAUUGAGUUUUAACUCGGACUACAUGGUCUGGUAUAGGCGAAAGACAAAGAUGUUUGUUGACCCAGAAAAUGCAAAGACGGCUACAUUGGGUGAAGUUGCAGAGGCAUUACAAUACAUGGUGUCUCCUCAAGGGAGGAAAACAUGCACAUUUGAUGAUCUCGUGCCUUAUGUGGAAAAAAUUACAAUUUUAUCCGAAGAGCAAGAGAGAGUCACUGAGCCAGUGUCACAUGGUCCCGCAUCAGAGCGUCAAUUUCCCGCACAACAGUUUCACAUGCUUCAGUCAAGUAUUGAAACUCAGGGGAUAGACAGAAGAAGGGACACUGUUGAAGCGGAAGAAUAUUCCCAACAAAUGGCGGAGCGUGGCCAUGGAAUGUAUUACACGCCACAAACAUUUGCUGAGUAUCCGACACAGAUGUAUCAGUAUCCUUUUCAGGGUCAUGACACUGAUACUUCUGCAACCCAGCAUUCGUUCGGUGGUUUUGCGGAAACACAAGCUCAAUUUUCAUGGCCCACAAUGACCCCUUCACAGCAAUAUCAUGGGCCAAUUCCAACACCUAAUGCCCCGUUAGGAACACAAUGGAAUGUACCGGGACAAAUACCUAAUACAGGUGACUUAUUCGGUGUUGAUUUGCGUAACGCAUUUUAUGCGGAGGCUGACGAAGAAGAAGCGGGGAGAGUCACAGAUAUAUUAAGCAAGAGUGUCCCGCAGGCAGUACUGGCGGCACCAAAGUGUCCCGCAGACAGUACUUGCGGCACCACCCUCUCUCACCUGUACCGCAAACAGCUUUGGCGGCACCCACCCUACCCACCCUCUCUCACCUGUCCCGCAGAUGCCAUCAGCGGCACACCCUCACCCCUCUCUCCUACUCAGCACAUGUCCCGCAACUGGGACUAG